Molecule: messenger RNA, 464 nt
Organism: Paramecium pentaurelia
Lineage: Eukaryota; Ciliophora; Oligohymenophorea; Peniculida; Parameciidae
Source: the annotation of a GenBank genome assembly
AAUGAAGUUUGAUACUGCACACUUUGAAAUCUUCUCUUAACAGACUUAAACAAAAACUAAAGAAUUAUCCAAAAAUAAACAAUAAAAUAUUGGCCAUUGGACUGAUUAAGAACAUAAACUUUAUCUGGAUUUUCUCUAUAAUUCUUAAGAUUAAGUAGAAACAAUACAAAAAAGCAAAGGGUAAAGAUUUUUUAAGAAAAUGAGUUAAAAUAUUGUUACACGUAGCCCAAGCUAAUGUAGGUAUGUUUUUUGAAUUAAUUUUAUCUAGAUCACAUCAUCAAAAGUUCAAUCCCUUUGUUGUCUAAGGUAAAUUUCAUAAGACUACAAAGAAAAUAAGACAAUCUAACAAGCAAUCGUAUCUUAAUAUGAGAAGUAAAUAAUAUAUAAGAUAAUUAUUCCAAAAACUUAGAAAUACAAGAUCUGAAUCUAUUUCAGAAGAGGAACUUGACUAAAGUAUUUAAUGA